Xyrichtys novacula (pearly razorfish) is the source of this 33475-nucleotide messenger RNA. NCBI's taxonomy places the organism in Eukaryota, Metazoa, Chordata, Actinopteri, Labriformes, Labridae. The record is from the annotation of a GenBank genome assembly.
AGAUAUAGCCCACUGUGAGAGAGAUGUUAAUAAUUUCAUUUUUAAGAGGGCCCAAAUGCUGGUCAACCUAGUUGGCUAUCUUAAAUGAAAAGGUAAUAAACGAGCGUUUUUCACAAAGCAAACAGAUGUCGUUUGAUUUUCGGGGGAAAAAAAACAGAACAGCCGACAGGGUUAGUCUGAUGUAUGAUGCUGUCUUUUUGCUAUAACACAGUAUUCAUCAGCCUAACACAGUUCUGCAAUCAGGGCCAAUAAUGCUGAUUAAUAAACUUUGUAUCAAGCUGCGGAUGGCCCAACUCUAAAUGCGUCGACAGCUUUUAUUUUGAAAGACAUGACAGGAAACCGGUUUGUAGACGCUCUCUGACAGGUGUUGUCGGAGUGCCUCAGUUCACCGGUGUGUCAGAGCAGCGCAGCCCUGCUCAGAAUAUGUAAGCGAAACCCUCCUCGGACCGUGGGACUGAAGUUUGUACUUAAAGUGAAUUUCAUUUUUCUUUUCUUGUGACUAUCAAAACUGAUCUCCGACUCUCUACUAGUUUGGAGCUAAAUGACCAGCAGACAUCGACACGGAGACACUCAGAGAUACUCGGGGCACGAUGGAGAGCAAUAAGGGAUUACUUCGCUGUAAGAUUGUGGUGGUCGGGGAUGCUCAGUGUGGCAAGACGGCUCUCCUCCAUGUGUUUGCGAAAGACUCAUACCCAGAGGUAAGAGACUUACUGUCUUAUUCAGAUUAACACAUGAAUGAUGACUGCGGUACAAGUGCGUAAAGUCCAAGAAAUUACAAGGCAUGGAAAUACUCUCCACUAAGUCUGACAUUUACAGCGAAAUUCCAAACGCUGCUAUCAUUAUUACAUGUGCGAAAACUGACUGAUAACACAAAGAGGUUACUGAAUCAGGAUUGUUUGGCUCUUAUCUUGCGUAUAAACCGUGAGCAAAAUAAGACACGGACGGCGCCAAGAGAUGAUUUCUACGAUUGGAAAUUUAUUUGAUCAUCGCAGAUUUUAUGUCUUACUCUACCAUUAUGUUUAAAUAGAGCCAAACUUUGUUUACAAUCCUUAUCACAGUCAACUGUCAAGGAAAUCUGUGGUGACAUAUUUCUGAGUGCGAUGCGCAAAAGCGCGCAGAGCGCAUCUGUUGGGGCAGUCUGUUCAGUAAAUACUGAAACAUCGCUGGUUUGAACACAACAGCUACGGAGCCGAACUGCCUGAUCAUUCAACACCUGUUUAUCUGUAUUUCUAUUGCAGCACCGAGGAACUUAAGAGUUUAAAAUCGCUCAUUAAAUGUUUUUCAUGAGAUAAUCAAUAAGAAAUUCAAUACACUGUUCAAGGAGCAGUGGACAUGUUGGACAGUAUCACCUUACAAGCUGAAUGGGUGCAAAGAACUUUUUAUAUCUUCAGAACUUAGAGGAAGAUAUUCUACUGAUAAUAAAAAAAGACUAUAUAUGUCUGUUAUUGAAGCAACAUAGGUGGGAUGACUUACUGGUCCAUACUGGUUGAGUUGAUUUUGAGAUUAAACCUUUUAACCAUUGAGGAGAGUGAAAUCAAAGCUUCAAAAAAUGAAAUCAGGUCAAAGCUCAGAACUGGCUCCGUCUAUGUUCAACAUCACACAGUCUCUUGUGCUUUUAAAGUUAACAAUUAAUGAAUAAUAUCCUUUCCCUACCCUGGCUUCAAUUAAAUCAUUCAUUGUUUACAGUACUCCUUUGAGCUCCAUCUAAUUUCAGCCACACGUGUCUAAUUUCAGAACUAUGUUCCCACGGUGUUUGAGAACUACACAGCCAGCUUUGAGAUUGACAAACAGAGGAUCGAGCUCAACAUGUGGGACACUUCAGGUAAGAUGCAUGAGUGGUUUGGUUUGAUUCUGUUAAGUGACUAUCAUACCAAUGUGAUGAGUAGUUGAGAAACUUACUUCAGGCUCUCCGGAUUGGCAAGUCUCUGUAUCCUGAGAGCAUUGAACAACAUCCAGGCUCUGAGCCAAAAUGAUUAGCAACCACAGUGCAGCCUGUUAGGAGUAUUACAUGCUUAUAACUAAUUUAAUACUCGCUAAGAUGCACCACUUUCACACACAGAGCUUGUCUGUGCUCAGCCUGUGUUUGUGUAACCCCCAUCCAGUCGUCAUUUCGACACUUGUGGUCUGUAGUGAAUGGCCACUUAAAAGUCACAUCAGCUCUGUGAGAGGAUAAACAACUUUUCCAUUAACACUUGCUUACUUAUAUUUUGUCUGUUGAAUGUCUGCAGUUAUGUCCUCUUUUUCAAAACAAACAAAACAGGAAUAUAAUAAUUAAAUAAAGCAGUUUUGUGUCGAAAAAUUGGUGAAUGAGCUGCACAUUUUGGCUGGGCUUUGGGGGCUGUGAGCUGAGCUGCAGCUACCCUUACUCACUAGCUGAAUGAUAUUCUUCUUCCAGGUAAAUAUCGUGAAAAUAACUGUGAUUUAAUCCAAUUAACUGAGAAAGUUAAAAUAGUUCAACUUUGCACUGAAAGGACAUGCAACUAGCAGGUAAACUUAAGACAUGAUAUGGUGUUCAACAGAAUUUUUAAAACGGAAGUAAUCAUUAAAGCUUCAUGCUGAGCAGGCAUCAAAAUUCUGGGUCAAGUAAGGCUAGACAAGCACAUAUGACUACAAGAAGUUACAAACCAGCACCAUUACAUCUGUAUGCAAAAAAUAUGGCAGAAAAUUUUGUUUUUGUUAUUUCUAUCCAAAAAAAUAUUGAUUGGAGUUUUACAUUCACUUGCAGGCCUGUUGAGCUACUGUUAAAAACCAUUAAGUUCACUCCAGUCCAAUCAUUAAGGACUGAGUUUUUGGGUUGCAAACUUUGCACUCUGCAUUUUAAAGAGGAGACUAGAAAGUUUGUAAAGCAGUCAGAUUCUUUCAGUCUCUGCAUAUAAGCAAACUUUCUCCUUUUGUUAGCCUUUAGGCCAUUUUGCAUUUCAAUCCCACUUACAUAACAACACCCUAAAACUUGUUCUCACACAGCCGCAGAGAGCAGCUUUAAUGUGCAGCGUUCCAUUAGCCUCCACCCAUGCAGACAGAAAGACCAGCUAGACGAGCUGCAGAUUAAGAGCAGCAGCUGCUGGAGCUGGUGUUGCCUGUUGGUUUACAGUGGGUGAGGCUGCUUGACUGUGUAAGACUAACACCCUCUGAAAUUGCAGGUUGUUUCACAAAUAGACCUUUUUUCUCAAUGAGCUGAUGAAUUACAACUUAAUUUAAGGCGUGCUGAAACAGUAAUUACUCCACCUGCUUACGGAAUUUAAUUCAUCACCUGGUGGGAAGCAUUCAUGACUUUAAUAUGUCACACUGCUGGCAUUUUUUUCACACAAUAGAGACGGGUCAUAGUGGACACAGCACUCACAGGUGUGACUGUCUGUUUCUGUAUGAAUAAGAUUUCAGGUAUUUUCUCACCAAAGUUUGGCCAACAAAUGUAUCCGAGCUUAAAUUUGUGAAUGAGAAAAGGAGGAAGUACUUUAAAAGGAGGAUAAACACCAGCCAAAGGGUGUUUCACAACCUGUCAAUCCAAAUACUGAAAUUAUUCAUGUCUCUUUACUGAUUUAUAAAGUCAUGAUAACUAAUUUAUGGCUGUUUAUGUAAUAAUUUGCAAUAAUUAAGAAAAGUAUGCCAAAUUGUACUUGUACUCACACAGAUUAGGGUUAUGAAAGGAACUUCACCAUUUUAGAUUAGAUAACUCACUUUCUCGCUGAGAGUCACAUUAAAAAAUUAAACCACUUUCAUUUCUGCAAAUAAUUGAGUUGGCUUUUAUUUAUCAUCUACAACCUUGUGGUGUGAAGAGUGUAAGAUUGGUGUUUCGUACACCCAGCCACAAAAUAUUUACUGUGGCACAUAACAUAAAUUUGAUCACUUUCUUUGCUGUAAUAAAUAAGGUUUCUAUCAAUGUUAGUUUAACCUGAGCUAAUCCUAGAUUUCUGAUAUACUGCAUGUUAAGACAGGACUUUAUCAAAACCACACAAUGUCACACAAGAAAACAAUGACAACCUUCAGACCUAACGAAUUAAGGAAAUUAAGCAAAAAAACAUUUUGCUAGUUAGCAUCAAUCUUUCUAUCAUCAGACUUAGCCAGGCUCAUUGGUUUCCCCCUCCUACCAGUAAAAGCUAAGUUAUUUGGCCACAGCUUACACUUUAAUGUAAUCAUGAUGACAGAAAAAAGCAUGAAAUACAAAAGCAAAUUUUAUUUAGUUACUUUCUUUUUAUUGUAUUUCUGUCAAAACACUGAUUUUAAAAGAUGUAGAUUAUGGUAGGCUAAAAAAAAAGUCUGACCUAAGCUCAGCUGGCUGCCUCUAGCUCUCUCCAUAGGCAGAGAGGAGACAGGUUCAUUGCCUCACAGCAUCCCUGCAAGCUACUUCAGGUCCGUGUCUAGAGACAGGUACACUGACACCUUUAUCAGUAUUACCACAAGUCCCUCUGGUACCUGACUUCUCCAAGUAUAAGGACUAAGGGGGAUUACACUCAGCUGGCUUUUACACAAGACUGGUUUCAUGUAUACUACUGUAACAGUUGCUGUUGAGUUGCUUGAGUUUUAAACUUCUGUUCAUACAUUUUCUUUCUUUUAUGCCAUCUCCAUUUUGUUUGAGUAAGUACAUACUGCUGUUUUUUGUUUGUGUGUCUGAGUUUAUUCACAGGCAUGUGAAGGCAUGAUUAACAGACGCCCACUGAGAUGUUUGUUUGUAUUUAGUUUGUCCGUGAAUGUGUUGGUGCAUGGCAUGCUCGUGUGUGUGCGUGCGUGCGUGUGUGUGUAGUUGGCAUGACAGCAGGUGAUCACAACUAGUUUGAGUGAGGCUGUGACUCAGAUAUUGAACGGGCAUCAUGGGAAAAUCUUGCUUUUCCAUCUCUUGAUUUCAUUACAGUUUAAUUUGUAAGAUAUGAAGCAUAAACACAAGCUAAAAUCAGUGGAAAAGUUGUAAACAUGAUUAAAUUACUGUGAAAUUUGGAUUUAUCGCAGGCAGAGUCGUACCAAGUGGAGGUCAAUUUAAUUGUGCAAGUGGCUUUUACCAAAACAUAUUUAUCCCGAGCAGCUUAAAACCCCCAAAGGAGAUGUAUACAGAUGAUAAAGAAGCGCAAUCUCAUCAUGGAUUUUAAGAUAUAAGACCACAGCUCCAGUGUGGUUCACAGAUUAGAGGAGAAGGAGCUGAGUGUUACUUCGUCUUACAGAGAGGAUAGAGUGUUAGGCAAGGUGCCAGAACAAGCCUCCAAGCUGCCCUCUCAUUGUGCAGAAACAAACAGUGGAUUUAAUUAAUCAGGCUCUCGCUGUGUGACCAAACACUUGCCCCUUGUCUGCUUCAUUCUUCAUCUUGCUUCACCACCCACUGCCUCACCAACCCCACUUACUUGUUUUCACACUCUCUACCUCAUAGGUUAAACUCUGUCUCUCUCUCUCUUUUUUAAGCCUGCCAAACUUCAUUCCCCUCUUGGCCUUUUUCUGUUUACAUCCCUGCCAGACUUCAUUUCCCACCCAAUCUUACCAACAAUCUUAAUCUCUUUCCUUUUCUGUCUUUCAUGUGGCAUUGUGUUUGAAACUGAUUUAAGAUUAAGAUAAGUCAAGUCAAGAUUCAAAAUGCAUUUCUGGUCUCGGGAACAGCAGUCCACAAGACUCACCUCAAGGUCCAUUUAGAUGCUGAUCUGGAAUUUGCUUUGAUCAUAUCCUAUGAUCUCCCUCAGAAGAUAAAGUUUUCAAAACUGUCAGUUUGACAUAUCUACAGAAGUGUAGACAUUUAAAUGUCAUUUUCUGCUGCAAAAGCAUCCAAAGCUUUUAUUAGAAAUGGGCACCAAUAGCAACAGUUCUUGUUCUUUAGUUUUCUCAUUGGCCGAGCUCGCAGUUUUAUGAAUUAAAAAUUGACAAUAAAAGUUAGAGCUGGGAAUCACUAGUGACCCCACGAUACAAUAUUAUCAGGAUACUUGGGCCACGAUACGACAUAAUUGCAAUUUUUUACAUUUUGCAAUACAGUGAGUAUUGCAAUGCCAUAUAUUGCAAUUUAUACAAUUUUUUCAACUGUUUAACUAAUUUGGCAUUUGUCUUGUCUAUGUUUAUCUUAUAUACGCUCUAUUUUAUUUUCAUGUAGCACAUCUUGCAAACCUUAUUUGUUGCACUAACUUUCUCCUGCUCUAUGAAGUCACCUCUGCCAACCUCACUAGACAAACUGUUGGUUUUAUUUUUCCAUUAUCAUAGAUUUGACUUUAUAUUGGCAAUUAAUUUGAAAAAUUGAUACUUGGUAAAUGAGACAAUAUGAUAUAUCACCAGACAAAAUAUCGCGAUACUAUGCUGUAUUGAUUUUUUUCUCCCACCCGUAAUAAAAGUAGUAAAAAUUGACCUCAUUUUAGUGCUCUACCGAAUGCUGUACAAGCAACUUUAAAUGAGGGUCAGUGGGGGAAACAGUCAUAAGAUUUGGCCAUGGUUCAUGGCUGCAGUAUCACGUAACUACAUCCAUACACAAACAUCCAGCUCCUUGAAGACACCUACCACACUAGCUUCAUAUUUGUGCAGAUGUUUCAUCAGCGGUGCUAGCAGCAGAUAAACUUUUUUAAAUACACUGAUUCAAGUGUUAUUUGUUUACACUUGCAAACACACACCAACAUCGUCUGUGUAAUAUCAAAAGCCGGCUGGGAAGUGCUUAAAAUUAAAAAACAUAAUUUCUACUCAUAACAAAUGACUAAAGUAAUAAGUCAGAUUCUCUCUCGUAAGAGGCUCCUGCUGUAUUUUAAUGUGCGGCGGACCUUGUGGAGCCAUUAAAAGACAAUUGUAAGCUCAAAUCACCAUAAAACAAAAAAACUAAUUUGUCUCAAAUUGCAGGCAUUGUUAAUUAUGAUGACACAGCAGUUGUGUAGUGAGGAUUGUUUGGUCUCCAAAUGGCUCAGAUAACAAAUCUAAGAAGUUAAAAUCUGUUCCCAGUAGACUCUGUGUGCUUGAACAAAGUUUAGGAGCCUUUGAAUUGCCGUUCUUUGCACUUUUUCUCUUUCUCGCUUUAAUUUUAUUCAUUGUUUUUUAUGUCCACUCCAACUGCUUCAGUCUUUUCUUCUUUUUAAGUUUUUAACAAGUCAAGGUCAUGAGCCUCCUUGUACCAGGGCACUGCCCCCUCAGCACUCUUGCACUUUAUUAGCUUAGCUUGCGUUUUCUUUGUCCGUCCACUCAUCUGUCUUCAUGUCCUUUUUUGAAUUCCUCCUCUCUCAGUUUUUCUUUUCACUUCCUCUGGAGAGUUGGUGCUGCCUCCACUCUUAAAUCAGUUUGUCCUGGCAGUUAAGAAAUGUGAAGUGACUCUCUCUCUGCUCUUUCUUUAUUAACAAGCUUACUUAAUUGAUGCUGUGCCUAAAUGAUGUGUGUCACAGGGUCCUCAGAAAUCACAUUUGGGAGGUGAAGCACAGAAAAUGCUGUUAAAACUAUAUACUGCUGUCUAACAAAUGAGUGAUUCCAGUUCUGAUGACAUUCUGUGUUUUCUUAUCUACUCACACACAAAACCUAAAAAACGGCAGUAUGAUAACACAAAAGCAUUCAAGGUUCUGAACCUGAAUGGACACCUUAAUUUUUUUCAUUUAUAUUUUAAAUCCAGCAGUAAUGAUUGCCCUCUCAGGCAUUGUUAGAAGAACUUAAGAUGAAAGAAACUUAUUGUUCACAAGCAUCUCCUCAAUAAUAAACCAGUUUUCCAAUGUGAGGCAUAAAAGGUCAUUAAUUAGAUUAACACAUCAACUCUAAGAGUGACCUUUACAUUCUUAAUGACUCGUUUGAUGGUAAUUAUGAAUAUGCCCUAAAAUCACUUUUUUUUCUGGAAUCCAAGGUAAUUACACAUCAUGUAAUAAUAAAAAACUUGGCAUUAAAAAAGGCCUUGUCCUCGUUCACCUUCUAACUUUAUGAGCGUGCAUGUGAAUGACUUGCCAAGCGUGAGAGUUUCGAGUUAGAGGUCUUUUGGUACAAGAACAUGGCAUAAUAAAAGGAUGAAGUUUUUUCAGAUAAUGGGCGAGGGGAGCUUUUGUCAGAGGUUAUUUAAAAUGGAUGAUAUGUAGGAGGGUACGCACUCGCUUCUUUCCUGUCUAGAGUCUACUCAUGAGAAAUGAUUGUUUUUAAAAUUAAGGGGCAUUUGAGAGUCAUUGUUAUUUUUCACCAACACAGUCAUUGUUUUUCGAGGUCCAGCACCCACUUUGUGUGAAUAAGAAAUGAACUAGCACCAACAUUAGUGCCCAUGGGCAUGUUUUUCUUAAAAUGAGGGGUGGCACAUCACUAUUCAGAGAAUUCAGAAACUCUCUGAAACAUAGACCAGUAAAAAAACACAAAUCUUCAGCCAUUAAAGUCCCACUUAAAUAGUUUUUUUUUUCUUUUUUAUUAUUUAAAGUGUUCUCAGUGGUCUUUAAAUUGUAAUUAUGAAGUUUUUAGCCAAAAUCACAUUAUCUGUGUCAUUUUCAAAGGCUUUUCUUCUGCAGAGCUCCAUUAGCUCAUUAGCAAUUCACUUCUGAGUCAUGGCUGGAGACAGCGCUGCUCUGCACACUCGUCUUUUCUCUAGCUUACAGCCUAACAUUGCCAGUGCAGCAGAAGUGGCAGGUAACAUAAGGGCUAUUCAGCUCUUGGACACUAAUGUCUUUGAGGGCAUGAUGAAAGUUAAUAUCAUUAUUAGCUUUCUUACGAGCAUUGCAGUCUGCUAACGUACACACUUGUUUCAUGAUCAUCCUCUCUACUCAUUGGCCUGCGCCUGCAUAGCGGGGCUCUGGGGGCGGAGCUUGCAGUUGUGACAUAGAAAAUCUCAUUGUGUCGGAACCUGCCGUUUGGGUCUGUGAGAGAUUCACAGUGAUUUGAAUGCAGAAAUACUCCGAAAUUCAAUUUUGCAUGUACUUUUCUCGUGCUAUGUCCUCUAGCAUCAGAAAAAAUGCCAUAUGAACAUGUAGACGACAUGUACUAUCUAAAGAUCAGAUAAGGAUGACAAAUUUAUAUUCCACAUUUAAUGCAGCUAACAAACACUCCUAGAAAAGCCAACAUCCAUACAUGUUAGGAAAGGGGACCAGCUGCUCUGUAUUUUGAGGUCUACGGUUCAAUAUAAUGAAAAAGCCACCCUGAUUGAUUUGGAAAUGACUGCUUUCUGGAUGUUUCUCUAUAAGUCUGACAUGUAACAGUUUUCUUCAUGAUUCAGAAAAACACAGAACAUAGCAGAAAAAGUCUGAAAGUGUUUUCCAGUCAUCUUGCCUGAAUUCAUAAGGAAUGAGUGCACAUGACUCUCGCUGCCAUUUCUUUUGAAUUAUGAGUUUGUAUCCCUCUGCGGCACUGACAACAAAGAGCAGUUGUUGUUGUUGUUGUGGCCUGCAGCAGUCUGCUACUACAAUAACAAAAACCUCAAAAAUAUGGUGGUUUCACAGCUGAGCAUGUGAAAGUGUGAAGAAAGAGUCAAUAAAAGAACCGGCUCGACCUGCAGAGUCGCACCUUCAAAUAAAGAGCAGCGCAGGAAAGGAGUGAAGUUUGCCGUCUUGAACUCUGUCCCUCAGGCAGCUUCCUGCUCAGAAGAAUGUCACUUUUGAUACAUCCUUGAGGGCAAGACAAGUCAAUAAGAGCACCUGUGUUGUUGUCGCACAAUAACACAGGUGCUCUUUCCGUCACCUAAAAUUGUGAACGCCUCUAAUACUGCCUAAAAUGUAGAUGUAAAUAUCAGCCAAUGUGCUAGUCUUUGCAACAAUUCUUUACCAAAUUUAUGACCCCAGAUUAAAAUCAGCUAGUUUUUAUAGAUCUUACAAAUUAUCUGCCAAUAAAGGAAAUAUUUUACUAUUGAAAUACUUUGAUUUUAUCCAACAAGAGCAAUGCUUGUAUUGGCUGAACAAGCACAGCCAAAACAAGCUGAAAACACAGUCAAAAAUUCAUCACCUAGGUGGUUAACACGACUGCAUCUUACAAAACAAGUACAGAGAAUAUGCCACAAGUAUUGCAAAAUGAGGACUUAAGACACCAUCGUGAAUAUAAUAUAAAAUAGUUGCUGUUGCUAAUUACUGUUUUGAAGAAGUGAAAAAAUAACUGAUUGUUGUCAUUUAUUACAUCAUGUUAGCAGAUUGAGGAACAGCUAGAACAGAGAACAUAACAUUAGUUAAAGUUAUUAGUAUUUUCUUCUCCAGACUAACAAAGUAAAAAUCAUCAAGCACUGAUGAAAGUGGUUACAUGUUAAAAAUCAAGAUCUCUCCAAAGCUAGUGAGUGAUUUGAGAGAGAAGUUUGGAUCCAUUUUCAUAGGUACGUUUCAACUCUGUCAUAUGUUCUCUGAGAAGAGAAUAAGACAAACAUAUUACCCACAUCACACUGAUACUUGAUUGGCAUUCAAUAUCAAAAAUGUAAAUUCCAGGUCUGUGAAACAACUCUGUAUCCAUCCAUCUGAAGCUGUCAGACUCUGGCUGAGAUUGCCUCAACAAUCCAUCAUUCAUUCAUGAGCAGCUUUUAUGACCCCAAUUACAUGUUGGCUGCUUGAAAGCACUACCCAGAUGUGCUCUGAGUGAGCAUGUGUGUGUGUGUGUGAGUGGCACCUGGCUCCGUGACAGAAACGAACAGAGAAAAUAGCUUGAUGUGUUGAAGUGCUUCAGAGGCUUUGGAGAGAGGUACAGAUAGCUGGGGAACAGGGUUUCCAGUCCAAGUGUUGAUGUGUUUUUCUUUUUUUCUAGUGAACGUGUUUGGUUGUGUAGGUUUGAAGGAGUAUAUGAGUAUGUGCUUUUAGGGGUUAUAGGAGUGUGAGGAUACAUACAGCACAGGGAGAAGAGGAUGAAGUGUCAGAGUGCUGGGCUCAUAUUUGGGAGAAAAUAAACUGGAUCUGGACUUAAUAAGCGUUGUAAGGUUUUCAUGGACAAGCUUGCACCCCUGUCAUACUGGUCUAAUUCUCCUCUGCUCACCCGGUCCAUGACACAACCAUAGGGUACAUUGAAAAUCAAUGGUCUGGAUGCGUCUACACUCACUUUCUCGGGGGGGUGACUGGUUUCUCGUCUCUCAGACAACGGUGAAAGUGUAACUGAGCAGUCUGUCUGAAAGCGACAGAAAGUCUGGGUGAGCAUAGUGAGCACAUAAAACUAACCUUUCAGACCAUCCUAUGAAUACAGAUGGUCACAGGUAUGGUCUCAUGUGAAGUGGCAACCCUGAAGUGGCCACAGCGUUUAAGAUGUAAGCAGUUUUGAGGUAAGGCGAUGCUUUUGAAAGAGCAAAAAAGUCCGUGUAGGAAGGUCUGAUUGAUUGAUUUGCUAGCAGGAUUAUGAACUUCUGUAACACCCUUAACUUAUCAUCAUUGGCUUUGAUAUCGUAUGAAUUGGCCCACUUGCUUCCACACUUGAGAAAUCCUGGUGUUAAUGAAAUCUUGCUAUCCUGCUAUCAUGUUGGUGCGAUCCUGUUAAAAAAAAUCAUUGCAAAUUGUUUUUGAAUGUCUUGGGUUUGAUGACACAGUUCCUCUUUGCUUUGUCAGACUACUUUGGCCUAACUCCAGCUUGUUCAAAAUGCAGCAGCAACAAGGACUGGUCCUACAUCGCACUUCACUCCCAUUAUAGACUCCACACACGGGCUGCCAGUAAGGUUCAGAAUUGAUUUUAAGAUUCUUCUAAUCACUUAUAAAGCACUUCAGGGCUUGGCUCUUGCUUACAUUUCCAAAUUACUAAACCCUCAUUCGAUUAAGCAGCUACUUCGGUCAUCAAAUCCAACCCUGGUGGUCAUUCUGUUUGCUGAUGUCUCCUUCCUUAUUGUACAAAAUUAAAUCUGUUGAAUAAUUUGAAUCAUUUAUGGGAACUCCUCUUUAAAGUUUAGCUUUAUGUUUCUGUUGGUUUUGGCGCCUCCUGUGGGUGAAGUGGUACCUUUUAUCUCUUUGCUGAUCUUGUCUAUUUAAAGAUUAUACCAAAGUAUUAAAAUAUUCCCAAAACGAGGAUUAGGAGAUUAGGACAAUCACAGAAUAGACAUUUGUUUUAGUUGAGAUAGUGAAAUGAAACAACCAACAACAACAACAACAAAAAUGUAUUUUAUGAGGUGAGCUUUGCUUCAGCACAGGCACACACACAAAUACACAGCACUCAAUGGGUCUAUCCAUCCAUUUGAGACCCAUUCUUUCCCUUAUCCAUAAUUCAAGACAAAGCUAUGACCACUCUAUCAAACCCUGGCCCCUUUGCCAGUAUUGAGAAGGCAGGGUGGAGCAGCAAAAACACUGAAGACACGUUGGACCUGUGUAUUGUAAAAGCUAAUGUCUUCAACUUCUGUUUUGUUUUCUAUUAGCAUCUUUGUUAAAGACGCAUAUCAUUGUUUUUCAAUAGCUCCAUGCUACCUCCCCAAUCUAAAAAAGCAUUCCCCUUGAGUAAAUUGGUGGCAUAGUCCUUUAACUUUAAAGGGAAACUUUGCAUUUUCAAGUGUGGUUGUAUUGUCAAAAGUAAGCGUAUAUGCCCACGGGAGAUGGGUCCCUUUAUCGAGAUACCUGCUGGAGAACUGGCACUACUGAGGAGCUGGUCUAUCGGCUGCUACAGAUGGGGUCAACACAACUUUACAGUUAAAACUGAAGAGAGACAGACUGCUUGAUUUGUGCUCUACAGGGUGUCUUUAAGUUUUAAAGCAUUUGCAUUGCAUGAUUUUGCAAGCUGAUUAUAGAGGCUGUCACUGUGGGGAAAUAUUAUUCCUGUAUUUCACACAGCAUUAGCAUGGUAACGGAAAAAUAUGUGGUUCUGUUUCUGCUCUGGAUGAGCUUCAAACCUGGAAACUGGCUGCUUAUCUCUAGAAGGGUACGGCCAGGACAAACAGGUUUCAUAGAAUAAAUGAGCACCUCUGCUUUGUGACAGCAGACAAAAUGUCAUAAGAGGAGAUUAUUAAUGACUGUCUCUGACAUCACAACAAGAUGUGAUUGUGUUAUUUCUGAAAGACGCAGAGCAGUGAGUAGUGAGAGGUGUGACAGUCUGAUUGGUAUCUGUCACCCUACAGCUUUGAGUCUGACUAUCAAAAGACAUUUCCAAAAAUAUAUCAGUUCAUGUUUUAUUAUAAGCUUUACAGAUUGUUACAAAACAAGAAAAGAGACAUAUCUCCGGAGUGUUAUGAAAACUGCGAAUGAGAUUUACCGUAUUUAACAUAAAGGAGAUAACACAGCCCUCUUAAUUUAUAAUUAAGGAACCUGCCCGUUGGGGCUCAUUAACAGUUACUGAUAAUAAAAGCCACCACUGAAAUAGCUUUUCUUCCUCUAAUCCAAACUUACAAUGAAGGCUGAAGGUGGACCAAUGUGGCAGACAUUUUGACAGAUUUCAGAGCACCAUGUCAGGCAGUUGCAAAACACCAAAUUUAUCUUGGAAGAGCGGUGUUCAUCCCUGCAGCAGGGCUCAGACACUUGUAGCUGUUUUUGUGACCUCCUUAAAGCACUUUUUGAUGUUUCCUGGUUCAUGUUCACAUUCCAAUCAGUGAUAAUAUUUACAGAUUUAGGAAACGUAUUUAUCUAUUAAUCAUCUCCCUGCUUUUUUCUGUUGCAUGUGGAAAAAUAAUGACAUUUCUAUGCUUUUGAAUGACACAUUUUACCUAAAUUUUACCAGUUGAUAAGUAAAAAAAUAAUAUAAAUAGCACUGAAGUACUUACCACCUUGGAGUUGAAAUACAGGUGCAGCUAACGAGACCGAUAUCAGCGAGCUACUGCAACACAACAAUUGGCUGAGCACUGAUUUGGAGAGUGAAAGUUACCGCAGACCUGUGGAUGAAAGGGAAUUAAAAAAAGAGUUAACUGGGUUGUAAAUGACUGCAGGCAGGGUAAUGUUCAGUUAAUUUACAUGUUACAUAAAACAAAGGAUUUAUUGUUUUAGACUGAAACUGGAUGUUUAAAAACAUGUAAGUUCAUGAGUCUGACUGAAAUUUAACUUCUCAUCAUCAGACUAACAUACCUGGAUCGUGUGGUUAUGGAUCAAUUUUCUCUGUCAUGUAUAUGGCUUCUGCCCCAGCGUUCACACUCGUGGCUUUGAGCUCCAGGUUGAACAGCAUGAAUGCCUUGCUUAGCAGUGGGGUAGGAAACAAAACCUUGAUGGAUGAUACAAUAAUGUAGAAAAAGACAAAACUGUUUUAUUGUAUAAACAAACAGCACAGAGCUGUAAAAGUGACAGUUUUUUCAUCCUUAGACGUACGUCCUAUUAGCCCCUUGCUAACAUAUCUUGCCAACGGUUUUGAGAAGUAAUACAUCAAUUGAUGGACAAACCAAUAGUACCAAGCCGAGAGGGAGCAUGUCUCUACCUACCGCAACAGAUGCGGACAUGCUUCUUUCGCUAAAUCCAUUCUUGCCUGGUGCUUGUAAACUGUGACAAAGAGAAGAGUUCAGUUGAAUCGCCUAGUUGAGCUUUAACCAAACAAAACUGUGCAUAUAAAUGUACUGAUUGUGGGGAAUCGAAGGGGCGUCGUCAGGUUGAUAGGUAUUUGUACACAUUGUGAAGAUAAACUUUUUGAAAUGCAAAAUAAUGGAAUUUUAAAGAUAUAACCAAAAACACAAUGAACUACAACUGGCUAUAGAAAUUCUGCAAUUAAUCAUGAUUUUAAUAAGUGAUUGUUUGAUUGCCCAAAUGAAAGUAUACAUCCAUAAGGUAAAUCUGUGACUGUCCUGUUCUUGACAAAAAGCCCAUUCAUUGAUUGUUAAAAUUAAGAAAAAUAUCUCUCCAACCAAUUUCAAAGUCAAAAAAUAUAAUUGCCUUCCCCAACAGAGGUGCCAAUUUCAGCAAUUUUAUUCCAGUUGCAGCCUUAUUUUUUUCAAUAACAAAACUAGUGCCGACAAUAAAGUUUAAAAAAAUCAGAACAGCUCUUCUAAACCGUAUCAUCCAGAAAGCAACAUUUUUACAAAACAAACCCUCUCUACACAGCCCCAGACUCAUCCUGCAAAAAGCUACACAUGAGUGGAUUACAAAAAAGCUACAAGAGCGUUUAAAGACAAGGUGCUUAGCCAUGUUUUUUUUUUUUCCUUUUUUAGCAAACAGACGUGAGAAGAAAGGGAACGCUGCUUUUUGGAAGUUUCAAACAUCACAGGCAUGACAACCCCAUGUAGAGUCACAGCAUGGUGCUGCUUUUUCCCAGACUGUUGUGCGUCACUGUGUCAAAUGCUGUACAACAGCCUCAUAUUUAAGUCAUAUUUGACAUUUUAUAGUUGAGUAUUACUCACAUACAAGCAUUUAUGCAUCUUAGUUUGUGUUCGUCGAAAGCUAAGGCAGAAUAUUUUGAUUUAGACCAAAAUUUGUUGAUGUAAUUUCAGCUUUUUCCUUUCAAAUGUAUUUUUAAAAAACACCAAAAUGAGUUGUAAAACACUUGACGUGUUGCUCAUAUUUUCCUUAGAGAUAGCUGAAUACAUGCAGCACUCUGCUGUCUGAGUGGCUUUUUAAGUUUGUUUUCGAUCAGAAGCUCUCAGACAGAGACAGAUGGGCUGAAGGUUUUUCAUGCUGCCGUUACACCGGCAGGAAUCUUCCCAUGUGAGGCAUCAUACUACAGGUCCCCGGGAGGGUCAGAAAAGCUCACAGAUCAAUACGCAUUAGCUGCUGCUCAAACGCUGAACACGGAUUAGUUGACAUCAUGGAACCUUGAGGCUUGCACUGCAGACAGUGUGUGUGUGUGUGUAUCAGUGUGUGUAUGUGAGUCAUUCAGUGUAAACUUGUUCUCAUUAUAAAAAGUCAAAUAAGCACUGCAAUUAUCCAUUAUUUGAUCCAAGCAUGAAUAAUAAAUGUGAAAUAAUGCUGCAGCCUUCAUCUCCUCAAUCUCUUGUGUCGAUGCAUUAAGUAUGGAGCAUGAGUAAUAUUUGGGGGUUGGGUUUGUUUGACUGACAGGUGAGCCUGUUGCAGCUGUUUGCCAGAAGGCUAAAGGUAUAACCCUAACCUUAAUGCUGACACCAUAUUGGGAAUGGAGUCAGCAUUUCCAAUAUGGUGUUCAUCACCAGUGACCUUCAUCUGAGUUUUGCAGUCUUUGGUUUAUUCUGAUUUAAGAACGGAAAAAAAAAUCAUGUUCCCGCUUAAUUUUUUUUUUAUGUUACAUUUAUACAGCUCAAUUAAUUCCUCUAUUUAAAAAUAGGUAUGGUAGGUAUCUGCUCUUCUGAGACAGUGAAGAAAACAAGGGGGAGGGGAUGAAGUGCAGAGAGACUUCAAUCUCAGCAGAGUCUCGUUUGCUUGUUUAUUCUGGCAGGAAGAGGUAUGAAAGAACAAAGACAGACUUGGAAAAAGAACAAACAACCAUAUAACUCCUGAAGAAGUCACGACUAACUUUAAUACGGCAGAGAAAAGAAAUCAGUUACACUCAAUAUAGACUGGCUUAUAAAAAAAACAGCUCACGUUGUCUUCAUGGGCAGCCAAUCCUAGAACGAAUUAAAGUGAAGUGUUUGUACCGCACAUUUAAUUUGACAACGCUGGGAGAUGUUUCAGUGAUAAGACUGAUCCCUGGUUGUUUUAUUGCCUUGACACAGGGAUAGUUGCAGCGUGUGCAACUUGUUCAGACCUAAAGAUAGUCAAUAAAGUGAAAAAUCUUAGUUUAAGAACAGCUGUGAUCUGUUGUUCAACUCUGUAAGUUGACCCAAGUUUUAUAAUCAGAAGAAGCAGUCAUAGGUGCUUGCUCCUGCUAUAAUUUAAAGUUAAAAAUGGUAAACAAGAUGCAUAUACAAAUCUAUGGUCUUUAUCCUUUUAGUACGACAGAGUAUUAUGGCCACAUUAUGAAUAAAAAUGUAAUGCUGUGUUGUCAAUGUCAAUGCUGAGGUUUUGGACACUACAUGGCAAGACACAAUGCAUGACGGGAUGCCCACCACUGGUGAGUGACCAUCGGAUGGUCACUACAUUUUGCAGUGCUCUAUGGGAAAUUUUGAGUCGCCUAUAUAGGGCAUUGGAAUUGAUCACUCCGGUUUCAGACACCCCUCAAAAUGGCGCUAACCCCCAUAUAGUCAUCUAUAUAGGGGUUAGGGAUCCAUUUCGGACACAGCCAAAGACUUCAAGAUUAACGUCAUUAAUUUACGAGAAUAAAGUCAUUACUAACAAGAAUACAGUCGUAAUAAAGUAAUGACUUAUAAGAAUGAUAUCGUAGGAAAAUCAUUACUUACGAGGAUAAAGUCUUAGUAAAAUUAAUACGUACAAGAAUAAGGAGAAUAAAUUACGACUUUAUUCUCGUAAGAAAUGAUUUUAUUAUGACUUAAUUCUCAUAAGUAAUUACUUCAUUACGACUUCAUUCUCGUAAAUUAAUCUCAAAGUCUUUUUUUUUUUUUUACUUUAGUGAUUUCAGUUGUGUGGGCAAACGCAUUUAAAUGGUUUAACAUAUUCUGCAAAAAUUCUUCUAGCAGCUGACCAAAACACAUGGCACUGCUGUAUGAUUCUCUAUAGUUCUAGUGUACUUCUAAAAGUGCUUACACAGCAGCUCUGCAAAUGACUUCUUUUACUGGAACCAAUCCUGUUAGGCCGGCAGUAUUUCAUAAAUACAGUUUGCACAGCUUCAGGUGAGCUGGGAUAAAGAUCUGGUGUUGUUUUUCAGACAGUCAGGAGUACAGCAAGCACAAAAUAAUGGGGGAAAAAAACACUCUCUGUGACAUUCAAAGAGAAAGGGAUUUUUUUUUAAGUUCAGAGAGUCUUUGAGAAAACACUCCGGUGGACUUCUAUGCAGACAAAGACUCAAACUCUUUGAAAAGAUUGGUUAAUCACAGCUGCAGUUAAAUGCAGAGGUGAGCUGUCAGUGUGGAGCUGAGCUGCAGCUGUCUGUUCACUGAUAGAAACCUGCAGACGUUUUAUGAAGACUAAUCAAUUUCAGUCUUUACCCCCUCUCUCCUUUUACUGAAUUAAUCAUCCUCAUUUGCGGCGGAUGUUACGACUUGAUCUGCGCCGACAAAGGCUGAAGCAAAAGUGAGAUUUGUAUGGUGGAGUGCUGCUUGUGUGGAACCCAGGAGCAGGAAUCAGUCAAAGAGGCAGGGCGAAAAGCUGGCUGUGGCCUUUAGCUUGACAUUUAUGACCACAGCAGCAUACAUGUACACACGCAUGUGUUUGCUUUGGGGGUUAUAUUUUGACAGAUUGACAUGCACAGGGAUAAAUAUGGUAGCCUUCUGCACCAAAAGCAAUGCACCUACAAAAAAUAUGCAUUUUUUUUUUGUUCCAAGAGAGGACAAGGAUUUCCUAAUUUUGAUAAUAGUUGAUUUUUUAAGUGAUCAGGAUUAAUCAGGGAUUUAUUUGUAUUGUGGAUGUAUAUCUACAACAUACAAAAGGUCAUUAAAACUAAAAAGGGAAGUAGAAAAUUAGAGUAAUUCAAAUCAAUGAGUUAAAAAAUGAAUAUCAGUACUCUGAGAACAGAAAGAAAACAUGACUCCAUUACGAGAGCAUUUGAAUCAGAUAUUUUUCAACUGUUGGUUGUCUUUUUGUCCGUUUUUAUCUUCUACUAACAAGUGGAAGUGUCUUUUCAAUCCCUCCAAAAUAAAAGCAAAUAAAUCCAAAUAUGAACUUAAGUAGACUAGGCAGUAAAAAUGCAAAAUAAAAGCAUAAAAAAAUCACAUUUCUAUGAGGCAGCCUCCUCUAAAGCUUGAGCUUAAACCUGUAUAUCCUGAAAGAACUGUGAAAAGACCGAACUGUUAACUCAGUACAAUGAAUUGUACUGCAUGUUGACAUGUUGCUAUGUCCUCGUCUGCAACACUCUGAAAUUUAAUGCUUAGGUCUUCUUAGCUUGAGCUACAUCAGUCAUAUGGAAGGAGUUUGUUUAGUGGUUCAGAUAAAUGGAAAUAUUAAAAGAUGUUGCCUGGCUGAUUUUUGAUUACACACCUCAAGGAGGAUAUUUGAGGUUGUUGAGAUGACUAACAAGCUAAAGUCGAAUGUGGUUUUGCUGCUUAAGCCACUGUUUUAUGCCAUGAAUCUUUUAGCACUCAUCCUAGUCUUACUGAAACUGAAGUUUUUGAGAGAAAACUAAGCAUAAGUGAAAAGAAUUGUAUUUUUCUAUUAAAGGAGGCUUGUUUGAGAUAACUUCCAUUUGUGAGGCAUUAAACUUUGUUGCCCUGAAUGUGCUGUUUGUGUGGCAGUGGCUCCGUUCAUUUAGUUCUAUGGGAAUUUUCUGACAAACACAUUUUUUGUGAAGUAGCCAAAGCCUUAUGUGUGGCGACAAAAGCUUGUAGUGUUGGAGACAAAGGGGGAAAUGCAGAGGGAAUGUUGUCCCCUCUGGAUAGGAAUGCGUCCCCUUACCCAGGUCACAAUACUCAAUUCAGCGGGGGCCCCUGGCAGAAAAACAUGCCAUUCUGGACUACCAGGUGACGCUUUGUGUGAGCCAGUCAUUAUAUCACUGUCACACGUCCGUCUGUCCACUUAUUCAAGCCUGUCAGACCAACAGACCCAGGGUUUGUGGUCAAGGCCUCGCUGCUGGUUUCAAAAGCGACGAAUCACACCCACUCAUUGUCAUCUGCAAAGUGGCCUUGUUCAUGGUAAUUACAUUUAAUCAUAGUUAUUACAGCUGAAGGUGCUCCGUAAUGAUCCACUUUGUGAUAAAAAAGUUAGCUCUUUAGAAGAGGAACUUAGCUACAGUACAUACCAUCCACCUGAAAAUGUCACUCAUGUCUGUGUGAUUUUCUGUUGCCCACAGGUUCAGCCUAUUACGACAACGUGAGGCCGUUAGCUUACCCUGACGCGGACGCCGUGCUCAUCUGCUUCGACAUAAGCCGUCCGGAAACACUGGACAGCGUGCUGAAAAAGGUUAGUGUCACAUCAGAGUCUGACGGUCUUUAGGGUAUAUUCUUUCUCCUGUCAGGACAUGAGUCUACCGAAAAGUCUUAAAGGACAAACUUUGAUAUUUGAAAGUCCCACUUAUUACAUAACACUCAUACAAAUGUGCAUGCAGCUGUGUUUGUACAAUCUAUACUCUCCACAAUACAUUUUAUUUCAUAGAAUAAAAUGUGGGUAACACUGUAUAUGAGGGGACUUGUAAUGAGCUUUAAUUGAUCAUUAAUAACAUAAUAAGCACUAAUAAGAUGCUCAUUAAUAUUUAUAAGCAUCAACAAGUGAUUAGAAAAGCGUAAGUAUCACAUUGUUUAUAGCACACUCAUAGGCUCUCAUUAUACACUUCAUAUAACAGUUCAUAUACCUGUCUUAAACAUCAACAAGAUUUGACAAGAUUGAAAGCUUAUAAGCAAUAAUAACUUAGUUAUAGUUUUAAUAAAGGCCCAUACAGUUAUUUUGAUGUUUAUAAACAUUAGAUUAAGAUUUUAAAGCUUUGUACUAUAUUGUAAUUGUUAUCAAGUUUUCUGCAAGUGUGUUUAAGUAUGAAACAUGAGGUUGUGUUGUGCUGUGUAUCGCCCAGGUUAGUCGAUUUCUGUCCUGCUAGUUGUUUUAAAGUUUGUUGCCACAUGAGGCUUUUUUCCCCAAGUACAAUCCCCUGAUUAGAUCUUGACUAUCUCCUGUAUGGAAACAGACUGUGGGCGUGCUAAACAGAGUUUGGGAAAAGAUAGAGAAAUCACUUUAGUUAAUGCUGACUCAGAAGACUAUUAAUAUAAAUGGAUCAGUUUCUUUAUUGAUUCAGUGGCUCAUCACAGGAAAAGUAAUUUCAUGACUCAUAAAGACCAGGUUUUGAUCAUAAUAUUUGCGAUAGUCUUCAAAAACAAUGUAGUCUUUCUUUAUUCCCUACAUAUAACUUUUUGAUAAACUAAUUUUCCUUCCAUAAAAAUAUACAAGUGUGAAGUAUAUGAAUUUUUUGGAGCUAUUUCUCUUAAAGAAUCUACAUAUUUUGUAGUGUCGUGUUUUAGAGACCCUGCAAAUGUGUAUUUUUAUCCCCUGCUGAUAAACAUUUGUGUCAAGAACAUUGAACCUUUGAUUUUCAUGGGGUCAGCACCGUCAUUCAUCAAUGACAUCAUCAGCGUCAGACAAAACUCAAAUCUUUCAUGGUGGACGAAUUCUCACAUACAAAUGGAGGUCCAUUUGAGAACUAACUUGACCCCUGACCUCAGACGAUGACCUCAGGUUUCCACAGUUGUAGUGGUAAAUGAUGUGAUCUCACAAUGCAUACACGGGAUGCCAAAGUGACAUGUUGAAGGAUCUCUAUACAAAAAUCUAUCACAAUGAAGUGCUGAAGUAUGGCAGCGUGCCAGCCUGUGUUGUUUCCAUUUACUUUUGCAUUUUUUGGCUAAUUUUGUAGCUCGUUUUCUCUGUGAGCUUCUCUUUUUAGAUAAUGCCCUUGUAGUCCAUGCCAGCUUUUCUUCUGCUAUUUUCAGACAGAGCUUCAGCCUAACUACCUCAUGUGCCCUUCAGUUGUUGUUUUUUUAAUCUUUAUUUCUUUUAUUUUCCCCUUUGUGUCUUAAGUCCAGUCCCUCUUCAGCUUCUCAUUCAAAUCUCCUGUGUCAGAGCAUCACCUUAAAAAAAGGGCGACACCAUCACCCUUUUUUAACGCUCCAACACUUGCUUUGCUGUUGGCGACAUUUCUCUCACCUUUUCCUUUUUUUUCUAACUAACUAGCAGCCCUGAAGUAUCCGUACACCACAUUUUUUAUCUUUCAAACUCUCUGCCUGUUUGAAUAAAGAGAUAUCAGAUUCAUGAAGGGAAUGAUGAAAGCCGCAAACAAGCCUUUACUGUUCAAAUUAAAACUGGCCAAAACUUUGUACUAUCAGAGGCUAAUACACAAACUCAAAUUAGUAGCUCUGCAUGUGAAUGAAAGUUUAUAUAAUUGUAAAAUAUAAUAAAAUAUAAAAGUUUUACCAGUUAUGAAGUUUAAUUAAGAUAAACAUGGCUGUCAGUAUAGAAAACAGAACAUUUUAAAACCAGCUGCCACUGCCAUUGGAAGAACAAUAUGUAUGUUUAUUGAGCAGAUUGGUACCUUGACAAGGUGAGCAGGGCCCUGAAAAUAGCAGAGGUAUAACCAUAGAAUGUAUAUACCAUGGAAAACUUGGUUCCGCCUUCCGCCAGUACACGGAUUUGAAACCAAAGAAAGCUCUCGGUAUUUCCACAUUUUCUUCCCAUUUCCUGAAACCGGCAUUGCACAGUAGCAUUGUACGCAUUCUGCGGGAGAGUUGCCAAAAGUUGUUGUGAUGACGCUCGGCUCAAACGGCGUAUCCCCCGGGUGAGCUACACAAUCCUUGUACACCCAUAGGCUGUAUCAAGUGUCAAUCAUAGAAAAUAUGAACCCCCUAAUAACUUUUAAAAACUGAGCUGUACUGAAAAAAGGACUUGAGCUCAAACCAGUCUUACAAUAAUUACAUGUCAACAUCGCAAGUGGGAGGAGAAAAAUAUAUAUUCUGUUUAAUAAAUUUCUAAAGUUUCUCCACAACUUCAUAAGGAUGGCUGGUGGAGGCGGGAUUUAUGACUUAUACUGCAGCCUGUCACCAGAGGAUGCUGUUCUCGGGGUGGCUUCACCCAGCGAGGAGGCAGACGGCGUCCAUUCUAUACAGUCUAUGGAUAUAACACUGCACUCACUUCACUUUACCCUGCCUAUUACCUAGCUACUAAGUUUAUAAAUCUGUAUUUUUCACAAAAUAUUUAUUCUGGUGUUCUCACAUUACCACCUCUGGAAAUAGUCAGUAAAUCUCAAGUCUUUGUUAUUCAUGAAAUAAGCCAGCUUUGCUGUUAUUUUGCUCAGUAAGUUGAACAUUUCCACUGAUACCAAAGAGAAUCAAGGGGACCAGGAUCACAUAAAUCAGAACCUCACCAGGUUGGGUUUUCUGCUUUGUCACUGUCAGACUCUGUUCAUUUAUAGCAACGUUAUGCUUUUUAGACAGACCGUUGCUAUGGAGCUUUGAUGACUUAGACUCAAGUUCACCACAGCUGUCCAAGAAUUUAGGAGAAGGUCAAAUGAUUCACUUGGUCUUCUGAAAUACUUGGAAACUACUUCUCAAAAAUUCGUCAACAAAAUGCAAAAGGUUAAAUAAAUCCACAUCACCUUCUCCGACUUGUAUUGUAGUAUUUGAUUUUACUUUCAUUACUUUCAAUACUAAGUGCUUUUCUUACUAAACUACAGUUAGCUUUGAAUUUAGACUUUGCUAUUACUCCACUAAAUCAGCCGCAUCUUUGCUAACCAUACAAGUGAGUAAGCAGCAGAAUACAGUAAUUGCCUUUUUAGUUCCUUCAUCCCGUGUGAUGUUCAGUCGAACCACUCACUUCAUUAAAUCUCUCUGAGUUGUUAGCCGUGUUACAGAGGUCAUGAACUCAGCGUUGUUAGUGAUUCAGCAUUUGGUUUUGAUGAAUGCGUUAUGAAUGUGCAGUCACCGGUGAGCUGGAGUUUCAAAGUCUGCAUUUUCUCUCCUGCUAAACCAGACUCUCUGCUCCAACAGCUCUCACUCCGCUCUUCAUUCUGUACAAACCUCGCACUUAUUCUUAACAUUAACACAAACAAUAAGCCGCUCUUCCCAGGGCUCCUUUGUGACUCAUCUAAAUUGCUGCUUAUUACCAGUUGGGCCUAUUGAAAGGCAACAGCUCACUCUGCACAACAGCACAACACACCGGAGCCCCGACGGCAGAGAUACACACAUCCAAAAAAAAAAAAAGAAAAAAAAAAAAAAGAAAGAAAGGAUCUCUUUGUAAAGGAGAACAAAUGGAGCAAGUGUGCAAAGUGGCUGCCUGCGCCAUGGUGUGAGGAGAUAAUCACUGGAGCAGCAGAGACAAAGAGUUUAAUGGUUUGAGUCAUGUCAGUCAAAUGUAAUGAGUGUUGUCUGUCUCUGUCUCUCUUGCAUUUUAACCAAAAGCAUCAUCGUGCUUUGAGCUCAUGUUGUAGUAACAAGCAAAACAGAUGUAUUGUGUUGUUUCUGUAUUUGUUUUAACUUGUGUGCAAGCCCGUUUCCUGUGAACUGAAGCUAACUUUUUAAAAUGCAAAUGGCUUGUACAAGAGUUUUCUCAAUUUUAGGUUUAGCUUCGACAUGCAGGGGCUUAAUGUUAAAAAUGCAGAAAGGAGAUGGAGGUGUGGCAGUUUGGCUCCAGGUGUGCAGCAUAGGAGACACAUUUAGACUCAGUUUUAAGAUAACAUGUCACGAAUGCAGCAUUUCCAGAAAGGUUGUGUCUUUGCUGCAAAAUAUUUGCUAAUUUACAUGAUCUAGGAGCUUGGCGUGCUAAUGCUGGUGCUUAAAAUGAAACAGGGAGUAAUCAAUAUGUCAUUUUAAUGUGAUUUAUGACACUAAGGGAGUAGAUGUGUUUAACGGAACCCUUAGGGCACAGUUUUCCAAUACUUCGGAUUUGGACAUUGAGCAGCUGAAAAAUUACUACAUUUGAAUUUGAAAUGAGUGACUCCUUAGUAAGUGUCUUGUGAAAGAAGUCUGGUAAAUAUGUGACUGUGUGUUCAAUCUGUAGAAACAUGCAGUAUGUGUACCACAGUGUACAAAAUGUGCCUUUACAGAGUUUGACAGGUGAGUUUGUUCGAGUGAAUUAAUCUUGCUAAAGAAAAAAAGAUCUCUCAGACAAAGUUUUGAUUUCAGAUUUUUCAGGGAGGAGUUCAUUUCCUUUUUCAAGGUUUGAGGAACAUUACAAGCCGUGUACAGGAGUGCCAUAACAGCAUUCAUCAGCGUAUAUCUGACCUUUUGUUUUACAGCAACACAUUUGUUAUGUUCAUGCCCCUUUUGGCGAAAUGUGAAUAUGAUUAAUGACAUGUCCUUAUAUCUGUCUCUUUACACACAGUGGCAAGGUGAGACGCAGGAGUUCUGUCCUAACGCCAAAGUGGUGCUGGUCGGCUGCAAGUUAGACAUGAGGACAGACCUCAACGUCUUGAGAGAGCUGUCCAAACAUAGACUUAUUCCUGUCACCCAUGAGCAGGUAAAAACAUGUGUAGAGCAAACUAGAAUCUACUACGUUUGUUUGCUUUUAGCACUGAUUAGCACAAACCAUCCCAGACAAAGGACACCCAUUUCUUUCAUGAGUUGUACACAUAUAAACAAAACUUUAGAAAUGAAUUUUGAGAGUGACAUUUGCUUCAGAUCGUAACUCCAACAAACAUGAAAACACAGGGAAGAUAAAAUAGCCAAGACUGAACAGAGAGAGAGACUAACAGCCGGAUGUGUGAUAAUGCAAUUGUUUUGUUUGUGUCUUGAAGCGAUGAACAGUGGCAUGCAUGAAUUUUAAUAGGCUAUUUUCAUGUAAAUUUGAAUUCUUGCUUCUUGGCAGCCUUUGUCAACAUAUUAAUAUUUUCCCAUACCUCCAACAAAGCAAAUGUAACCACUCUCAUUUUCCUGUCAGUAAUGACAUCAAAAUUGGUCCAUCAAGCUCUGAGAAGAGUUUCUCAGCACAAAGUUAUUCUUCACUAAUCUAAAAGAAACAUUUGAUCCCGGCAUGAAAUCUUCCCUGAAAGUGUGACAGACUGACGUGAUUAUUCAGCUUAAAAACUUUCAGCCGUCCCAACUUUCUCAAACUUAAAUCCUCACAUUUGGGACUUUACCUUGUUUGGUUGAAUUCAGUCCUAAAUGAAAAACUCAGUCAGCACUAUACAGCUGCUCUAAUCCAGGAGCAUGUCUCGUCGUUUAAGCAGAACCAAAAUUUCACAGAAUUUGUCACGACUUUCAGAUUCAACAGCACAGAAAAACAACAGUGAUGAAGUUUCCCGUUUUGUGCCUCUUUGUGUGAUUAUGGAGUGAAUCCUCAACCUAGUAAGCAUCUGAGUCUGAAUUUGUAUCCAUUAGCUUUAUAGUAUUGAACAAACGUAGACUACAGUAUAGGUUUUGCAAAUGGCUAGAGUUGGAAAUAAAGUCAUUUAGUAUCCCCAAUAGGGUAAUUUAAAGGACUGAAAUCAAACUUGAGACUUAAGCCACUUGACAACUGAUGUGAUCUCUGGAGGGGAGGAGAGCUCCCACUAGAAUGAACAGCAUACUGACUGUGUUACUUCUGCUGUAAUGGCCCCAAGGUCCUCAGAUAGUCUUGAAGUGUCUCCAUUAAUGUGAAAAUAAUGGAGCCUCCCUGGAAGCACAUCUUGAGCCUUUCCUAUGAUUUUAAAGGAGAAGUAUUAUUACCACAUCCUGCUGCGAGAUCCUCCUUUAAUGUGGAACAUCCAACACUGAUCGCUGACAGUGAAGAAGUUUUAUUGCUGAAGGAGUUGAUAGAGAAUUCCAGACAGAGUAGAGGUCCGACUGAAUAGACCCCUGGCUAAUUUCAGCAUACAAAUAACCCCAGAGUCAGUGUGUUUUUUUGGUAAUGGGUUGACAAAAUAAAGGCACCAUAUGCAAGUUAAACCAGUCCAGAUUGGAGACGCUGCAAAGCAUUACUUGGAAUAAGCAGAGCCUUAACUCUCGAGUUUUACAGCUGCACAGAGUGGCCUUGAAUAUUUCAUGGCUGUAUGCGGUAUCUUAGCUUUCUAUAUGCCCUAUCUAGCUAUCAUACCUCUGAGAUUGUAUGCUUUUAUUAAGGCAGGGUCUUCACAGUAUGAGAUCAGCUACAAUAGUCUGGAUAAGGAAACAACAUAUGACAAAUGGUGGUAAUAAUGAAGCUCUCGUGAGAUGUCUCGCCACCGUUGGCGCUUACUGUAAAUGUACUCACAGUAUCAUAUGGUUUGCAAAAUUUAAGUGUUGUGUUAUAGGAAUGUUUACUUUUCAUGCUAUUCAGGAGUAAGAGCCUUCCAACCUUAUUUGAGAGGUUCAACGUUGUUCAAGGACCUUCAAAAAUGCAAAAAGCAUCAUUUCCACCACAUGACCCUUCUGUGGCUUUUCAACACACAAACACAAUUACCUUGGCAUAGCUCUGAGUGGCACCGCUCAGCAGCGCUUCAGCUGAGUCACCUGCUUUCAGACAGCAAACAAACAAAGCGAGGCGAACAGCCGGAUACAUGUUCAUAUUUUAAAGCUGCAGAGAUUAUUUUUGAGGGUACUUACCAAAGAGACCCUUAUCUCUAUGAGUGAGGACCCAUAAAAGUUACUCAUCAAUUAGUUUCUACAGGUUUUUAGGUGCAUUUUUGGAUAAUUGAAACAAUUGUUUUAAUCCUGCACGGUUUUGGGAGACACACAAAGGAUGCUGCUGAUAACACACCAUCAUGUUUAUGUCAUAUCCUAGAUGGCAGGCGAAGCAGAGUCAAACUCUAUAAUGACGUGUUUUGCUUUUAUAUGUCUGCCUAUGUGUAAUUUAACAUGUUCAAAGUAUUAGCCAGACAUCUGAGAAGGAAACUUUGGUAACACUUUAUUUGACGCCCAUCUCGCUAAUAUGAAUAUAUGCAUAAUGUAUCAUAAUCACGUUAUAGCACAGUAUAACUAUAGUUAUAGACACUCAUAAAUGAUCAUAAUGCUUUAUAGCAAUAAUCAUAACACAUUAUAAACCAUUUUAUCAUUACUUACACGGUCAGGUAUUAUAAUGUGUUAUAACUGUUAUCAACGGUUGCAUUGCAUUAUCUAUGUGGGCAUUGUCAGUGACACUAACACUUAUUAACACUUAUAACACAUUACAAUACCUGACCUUGUAAGUUAUGAUAAAAUGCUUUAUAAUGUGUUAUAAUUAUUGCUAUAAAGCAUUAUAAACAUUUAUGAGUGUUUAUAACUAUAGUCAUACAGUGCUAUAACGUGAUUAUAAUGCUUUAUAUAUAUAUAUAUAUAUAUAUAUAUAUAUAUAUAUAUAUAUAUACAUACAUAUAUAUAAUGUGUUAUAGUGAUAGGCGUCUAAUAAAGUGUCACCAAAACUUUUCCGUAAAAAAAAAAAAAAAAAAAAAGUGGCUGUAUGGCUUAACACAUGCAGCCCAACCCACAAAAUUUGGAGAAAUUUUCAGGAGUUUAGCGCAUGUGGGAAAAAGCUUUAGUACACAAUUCAACCUUUUUGAAAGCAGCAGUUGCAGCCAGAAUAUCUACUACCAGCCCUGCAUUAGAUGGUAGACAAGUUAGCGACUAGUUGGAGAUGUGGUGGAGACUCUGUAAGUUAUGUUGCUCUUGGAAGUUGGUGGAGACCAAAAACAAAGGGUAAAAGAUUCCAAAUCAUUCAGGGCAAGAGGAUGGAUGUGGAUGUGGGGUUUUUCUCUUGACAGAUCCUUAUUCUAUAUUUGUCUCUCUCUCAGGGGACCAAUUUGGCGAGGCAGAUCGGUGCCGUGGCUUACGCAGAGUGCACCUCCAAGUAUUCGGAGAACAGCGUCCGCGAUGUUUUCCACGUCACCACACUGUCAUCUGUGUUCCGCAUCCACCGGCCUCAAGUCAAACGUGCUGGAUCACGACGCGGCCUGAAGCGGGUCUCCCAGCAGCCACCCCGGACUGAGAUUCAUGAGCAGACUCCUGCUAUAAGAAAGGAUCGGGCCAAAAGCUGCACACUCAUGUAGGACCAGACUCUAUUAGCAGCCUGGCCCGCACAUGAACUUAAUUUAUUGGUGAAUUCUUGUCAGAUUAUUGCACUCCAUAAAAGACAAUGUGAUGAAAACAAGAGUGAAUGCUAUCCUGUGGAGUUCUUUAAGGAAAACUCUCCUUGUCGUUUUUCUCUGUGGCCAUGUUCUCAUCAGGGGAGGUUAUUGUUGUGGCAAAAGCUUUCUUUCUUUGACGCUUUACUUGAACAACUUGACAAAAAUGGUCAUGGAUGCGAACAGGAGGUUUUACAAUGAAAGAUGAAACAAGGACAGAAAAAAGUGAGUGUGUGCAGACCUGAGAAAAAGUAACCAGGUGCUGGUCAUGACCUCUUUUAUGUUGCUUCCUGUUUUGAAAUGCUUUUCUUUCUUUAAGUGUUGACGUAAAUGAAGCACAAUAUGAUGCACGCUAACUUUUCUGAGUCAUUCGUAAAUGUCAGCAGAUGAACUCUGCUGAUCCACUUCAUAGGAGACGUUGAAAAGAAAAUCUGGGUUGAUAAACGAUUAAUGAAAACUGUGGACUGAGAUGACACUAAUUUUCUUAAACCACAAGUGCUUUUAAGAUUGAAAUCUGAAUAAUCACUUACCACAUAAUACCGAGGUGUUGUGAAAUUAAUAUUGUUCUAAAAAUGCACACUGGAAAGAAAAUUCAUGAAGGGAAUAAAGGGGACUGUUACAUUAUGUUGUAUAUGAGAUGAUGAAAAUAAAAAACAUUUGCUCUGCUAAGUGUUGGAACAGCUUUGGUACAAACUCACUCAUGCGCCACAAACUCAUUUAACUGAGAUUGAUCCUGAAUUAGUGUGGAAAACAGUAAACCGUACAGUGGGAGGGCUUUGAUUCAUUAUACUUUUGUCUUGGCCAGAAUGUUUCUCGCUGCAGCUCAGAUCACUGGAGCAAAGAGCCUGCUAGUUUUCAGCUCUCUCAGGAAGACAAGAACAUUUUCUCCUGGAAAAGCUUCUCUUUCUGGGUAAACAUUGAUUCUCCUUUGAAGAAAUCCAUACUGAAUCAACAGCACCAAAGUAACAGGAGUAACUUUACUAAUGAAAAAUGAAGUGAUAGAGCUGCACAAAAGAGCUUAUCAUAAAUGAAUUAAAUGACAAAAACAUCCUCAUCAAGUUUUUGGUUCCUUCAUGUCUGUUAGAGCAAAUAGCAACAAUAACAGCAGCAGCACCCAAACAUGCAAUCAUCACUAACAUACUGGUGUAUUUAAAGCUCCUGUGAAGAUUUUUCUGACAUUUAUGAAACAGACUUGAUUUCAUAUUGAUGCCUUUUUAUUAUUCACAAAAGCAAACAAGACCAUCCGCAACAGGAUUAAAGAUUUUUUCCCCCAAUUUUUAAUCCCCCAAAGCAAGUGCUAGGGUACUCAGGAGGUAGGUGUCAGUCAAGCAGCUGAACAAACAGCCAUGUUUUCACAAUUUCCUCAUAAAAUAUUUACAAUAGGUAAAUUAUUUGACUUUAAAAAGUCAUCUGUAUGCAGUUCUUUCAUUUUUAAAGAUAUUAUCUAAGCAUGUGGAGGACAAAAUAAGCAAAGACUCAAAAAAUUGGCACAGGAGUUCCUCACAGGAGCUUUAAGCAUUUUUGCAUACUUUUAUUGAAUUAAUUUUCCCCAUUUAGCGCCAAAAAAGUACAAGUAUAAGCCAUAAACUUCAAAGUGUAUGAGAAAUUUGCAGUUCUUCAUAAGAAGGAUGCUAGAUCAAGUGUCACAUGAUCAUUUAAAUUACUGCAAGUCAUCCUCUUGGGACCACAAGCGCUCACAGCAAACGGCUAAAGUUUUUAAAUAAUUGACAUUUUUUUCUUUCUGGAUUUCUACUUCCUUCAGUAUCAGAUAAAUGGAAUCUGAACUGAAGUUUUCAGCAGGGAGUUCAGAUCAGCUUAGUUUUUGGAGGCUGCAGUGUAACACCUAUUCAAAAAUCCUGUCGCCGUAAUGUUAAGGAUUCAGAGACAGUUUGAAGGGCAGCACAGUCUUACAUCCACUGCUAUGUCUUUUGAUUUUCUGAUAACAUUAGAUUUGAGCUAAAGUGAUGCAUUGUUCACUUUUGAACAUAAACAGUGUAUAAAUGCAUCAGCAACUUUCUGUCAUAUAAGAACUGCAGCUGGUUAGCUGUACUCACAUGUUUAAAAAUCACCAAAGAAAAGAGCAGAUCUUAAAAGAUUUUACUACUGUUUGCUUCAGUCAAAUUUUCAGUUUGAUUCAUUUACCAUCGUUAUGAUCUCCCUUUUUAGUCGUACACAUAGUACACCACCAUGUUCAGAGCAACACUCAGAUUAGCAGUCAGACAGGGCAGUGCUGAUCCAAAAAGGAUUUAGUCUAUUACUUAUGAAGUUAUAAAGAAAGCUGUUGUCUGAUUUGGUCUUGUGUAAGACAGUAAGAGACCACACUAUCAUGUUUUUUCUAUUUUGAGAAGCUCUACAGACGUGACAUGACAAUACAAUGCCAAACUCACCCAAAUAUUUUAAGACCGUUGUGUUACAAAACAAUAGCUUUUUGUCACCCUUUUGUUUUGUAUCAGAAAAAUAAAAAAUAAAAGUCACAUUAUGUUGUUAUGAAAAUAGCUAAACUAUUUAUGAAUUGUCUCCAUCCUCUUUCAAAAAGGUCAAGCUCAUUUCCUUGAGAUUGCUCUUGAUACUGGCCAACAAGGAAAAUAACCUUUUCACUGUAAAUCAAAUGAUUGUUUUCAUGCUAACAUUACUUUUACUCAUACAGAAACUGUGAAAGGAUAUUCAGAAAAACCAUAUUAAAAAUAUUUAAAAUGUAUACAGCUGUACAGGACUGAAUCUUACAGUCUGACCUUUAACAGUGACUCUUGUUCCAUUUCUUUCCCACUAUCACGGACGAGGCCCUGCAGCAAGUCGCUGCCUGUGUGAGCAAUGGAAAAGUGACAUUUCACAGCCUCGCUGCUGUGCUGCCACACAGGGUCAUACCACAAGCCGGAGGCAAGACCAAGACUGGUCUCCAGUCGGGUUGGAAAGGAUGUCCACAUUGACCGAGUUGCAACUAUGUAAACAGCAUAUGACAACCUUUGCAUAGUAAUUUCAUCCCAGUUGCCAGUGGAGGUUAAUAUUCGCUGGACAUACAUACAAGAAACAGUUCUCCGCAGUGAAUAAAGUACCAGCAUAAGCAAAAUUAUGCUGUUUACAGUAACUAUCCUAUAGACAAUAAGCUGAUAAUCACAUAUCCAACCCUGAGAUUUUUUUGGGCCUCCUGCCUCUUUAGUACCUGUGGAUCAUUGUUGCAGACUAUGAAUCUACAUGACUGCUGCUACAACAACUAUCAUCAGUCUAAACAAUAUUUGUCAGUGUAAAUCUCAGAGCUACUACUUUAUUAUCUCCAACUGAUAUGCUAAUAUUAUUCAGCUUCUAUUACAAUAGCAUGGCUUCUAUUUGUGUCUCCUGUCUGUUAUUUUUGUCUGUAUUUCUCUUUCAUUGUCUCUUUUCUCUCUCCCUUUCCUCUCGUCCCUACAAAACGAUACUCACCAAUGAGUCUCCAAGGUUUCUGCCAAAUAAAGCUCCUCGUUGCCGCUGUUGCCAUGAGCUGUCUCAUUGUGGAUUAAUGUUAGGCUAGUAUAUCAUGAAAGAGUACAAACAAACCAGUUAAAUCAAGUUAGAGUGGAAACUUCUUGACAAGCGUGACCUCAGCCUCAGGCGCCGGGUCAGCUGCGUCUUUGGUGGCCGCGAUGUUUGUUGAGAGUAUAAAAAAAUGCCACUUUGCAGUCUCCAUAGCCUUUAGCUGAAGUGAGCAAACACUUUUAGCAAACACUCAUCCCUCUUGUCCUUGCAGACACAACUGGCUCAAUGACAUCUCAUUCAGCAGCUAAGUAUAGCAACACUGUUGAGCAACUGCAGAGAACACCACGGCCUGAGUUCUUUUUUUUUAAGGAUUUUAAUAGCAACAAUUUUUUUUUACUGUCAGAUUCCUCCCACAAGAGGAUUUGGGAGCGAAAAGCUGAAAUAAGAAGAUGAAAAAAAAGAGCUCCAAAUGGGGACAGGAGCUUAAGAUUCGUAAAACCAUGAGGAGAGGAGGGAUAUAAGACUACCACAUGGACAAUGCUGUAGUCGAGAGGCGCGACAAUAAGUCGAUUAUUGUGCAGGUCCUGGAAUUAAAAAAGACAGGGAUGAGUCUUCAGUGGAGAAGUGGGGUGGAUUUAAAGAAGAAGGAAAACAAAGACAGGGAUGGUUGAAAAUCUCAGUUUAUCCAAAAAACUGGAAGAGUUCAAGUCAAUAAAAGAUGGUCACUUAAAUUUUCCAGUGAAGGAAAAUCAGAGUAAACAGAUUCAACGUGUGUGAAUGGUUUGGUAGAAGUUAGGAAAGAUGUGAAUAAAGACUGGACUGUUAACUAGUGAGGUUUUCUUGUUUUAUUCUUUGUGUUUGGCUGAGUUUGGAUUGCAAUGAAAUUCAGAGCAGACAUUUGUGUUCCCCAGGUCGAAAAAACUGUCUUGCCAACCCCGUGCCUAAGCAUCCAACAACAACCCAAUGUCCAAAAUCUGAACUCUCCUGACAACUUAAAACUGAUCCCAGUUAUCACUGUUGUAUUAUGCUGAGAUAUUUUAACACCAAAAUUAUAAAUAAUAGUUAUAUAUAUUUUAAAAUGGAUGGCUUUGUGUUGCUGCAAACAAGAUGCCAACUUUCCCAUAUGUGCAACCAUGAUGUCAGGCUGGUGGAUAAUCGAGCCUGCUGCAGGGGAGAUUUAGUUUGAGUUGGCCAGCCAAAAUAUCGGGCUUAAAAUAUCAGCUAAGAGACGAAAAAAUAAAUCUCAUUUUAAUGGGCAAAAAUUAACUGAUGGGUCUCAUACAUAGAAAUGUGCAUUUACAGCCGGAUCCCAAUAAUGAAGGAACUCAAGGUAUUUAAGAGCUCAAGAUAUUUUGUUAUGUUAUGUGAAAGCUACAAGUUAAAACUUCAACUUGACUUUCAGCCCCAUAUUAAUAGUUGAUUUAUAGGUAUAUUGACCAGAAAAGCCCAAAAUGACCAACAACAAACAGAUAAUCCGGUUAAAACUUGCAUUAGUUUGUCCACAUAAAUUAGAAGUGAACUCGUUUGAUAAAAACAGAAAAACUUUUCAGAACUCCAUCAGGGUCAUGAGACACAAAUCACCUGAAUGACAUUUAAACAGGAUAAGUGCAAACAAUAAACCUAGAAAAACAACCAAUCCAAUAUCACCACCUGUAUGCCAGCCAAUGUGACCACUGCAAUGCAACUUUUUUUUUUGUUUUAUAAAAUCUUUCCAUUUGUGAGGGAAUUUAAUGACUUUAAGAUUUUUUCGUGUAUUGGCCGUUUAUGAAGGCACCACAUUUAAAAUUACCCUGUAGAGGAUUAGUGGUAAGCUUUGUAAAUCAGCAGUUUAAAAACACAUUCCCCAAAAGAGGAGGAGGACAAAAGAGCC